Heteronotia binoei (common prickly gecko) is the source of this 5367-nucleotide messenger RNA. It is a transcript of the gene CHORDC1, whose product is annotated as cysteine and histidine rich domain containing 1. Lineage: Eukaryota; Metazoa; Chordata; Lepidosauria; Squamata; Gekkonidae. The record is from RefSeq and is a predicted model, not a curated record. Bases 295 to 1299 code for a protein of 334 amino acids. The transcript has 11 exons.
GUUGCGCGCUCUCUCCCUCUCUCUCUCUCUCUUCUUGCUGUCGCCCUAUUCGUGCGCGCGCGUUCGCUCGCCUUCUUCGCGCUUGCGCUCUAAGCUUCCACUCCGGCCGGGAAGUUUCGUGAAGGUUCCCGAAGGCGCCGGUCGGUUCGGCUUUUUCCGGGGACGCUGACCGCGCUUCCUUCCUGUCAAGAAGCGGCUCUCUUGGGCCGGCUCGCCUCACUCGUCCUCGGUGUCGUUCGGCGGGCAGUGGGGCGGCGAGCGCCACGGCUUCUCCUUCCCUCCGUCCCUUCGGCCAUGGCUCAGCUCUGCUACAACCGGGGAUGUGGGCAGCGCUUCGACCCCGAGGGCAACACGGACGUGUCAUGCACGUAUCACCCAGGAGUACCAGUCUUUCAUGAUGCUCUUAAAGGCUGGUCGUGUUGCAAGAGGAGAACCACUGACUUCUCUGAUUUCUUAAGCAUUGUGGGUUGUACGAAGGGCUUCCAUAACAGCGAGAAGCCACCCGAGCCAGUCAAGCCUGAAGUCAAAACUACCUCAGAGCGAAAAGAGCUAGCCGACUUGAAACCUAAAUUUGAAGAACACAUCAUUCAGGCACCAAAGCCAGUGGAAGCGAUUCGGAGGCCCAGCCCAGAUGAGCCGAUGACUUACUUGCCGCUGAAAGUAUCCGCUUCCUUGAAGCAGGCAUUGGACAAGCUCAAACUGUCAUCAGAGAACGAAAUUAAAAAAGAAGAGGAUAGCGAUGAAAUAAAGGUUGGGACUUCGUGUAAAAAUGGGGGCUGCACAAAGACAUUUGAAGGACCAGACAGCAUGGAAGAAGAAUGCACAUACCACUCAGGUGUGCCUAUAUUCCACGAAGGGAUGAAAUACUGGAGUUGCUGCAAGAGGAAAACAUCAGACUUCAAUACCUUCUUGGCUCAAGAGGGCUGUACGACAGGAACACACGUGUGGAUUAAGAAGGAUGUUGGGAAAAAGAUGAUUCCAUGCAGGCACGAUUGGCAUCAGACUGGAGGCGAAGUGACCAUUUCAAUAUAUGCCAAGAACUCUGUUCCUGAACUCAGCCGCGUAGAAGCAAACAGCACGAUGUUAAAUAUCCACAUUGUGUUUGAAGGCGAUAAGGAGUUUAAUCAGAAUCUGAGUUUAUGGGGGGUGAUCGAUGUGAAAAGGAGUUAUGUAACGAUGACGGCUACGAAGAUCGAGCUCAUUAUGAGGAAAGCCGAGCCCAUGUUAUGGGCAGGCUUGGAACUCCCAGCAUCCAAACUUCAACAGAAACAGCAGCAGGACAUCGCGGAACAAGCUUGAAGCCCAAAAGAGGCCAGCCAAUUUCUCAUAACAAAGUGGUGACUCGCAGUUGUAGUAUGAUUUUUGUAUGCAACCAAUUUUCUUUUAAAAAAAAGAAAAGAAAAAAAAAGAAAAAACCAUUACAAACCUUGCAUUCCAUCUCCAGCGCAGCGCUAGGCUUUCCGAGACACGGUGGUUUUAUUUCCUCAGCUUGAACUUCAACCACGCGGUUGAGGUUGAGGCUGAUGGCAACGCUGGUGAAUCCGUUUGUUGCAAAGGAAGCUUCUGGGUGUUAUGCAGAAAUUGUGAGAAAUCCCACGGAGGUGGCCUUAUGAGCGGCUCACUCCUGCUUUGAGCGGAGUUUUCCUCUCAUGUCUCAUUUUCCCCAAAACCUUCUUUUUAAAAGUAGCAUAAGGGUUAGUUUUUCUGGAUGUAGAAAGCCUGUGUCCGGGUUGUACCACUGCAGAAAGGGAUCCACCGGCUCCCCUCCUCCCACACGCGCACACGGGAAAUGAGAUGUUGGAGAGAAAGUAUUCUCUAGCUUUCAAUGUAGAAAAGUUUUAUUUUGGUGUGGCAGAGCUUUCGGUCACGUGAGUCCUUAUCUACCGCCUGAAGCAGUUUGGCCUUAGUUGCAGAGGUUCAAGCAAGGGAACCCUGUGUGUUUGCUUUUUAGCUGCGGAGGUGGCAUGUGCCCUAGUCGCGUGAGCACAGACACCCAGCAGCCAGAGAGUCCUGCCUGUGCAUAGGAGAUCCUGAUGACUGAAACGACAGCCUCUGAGAUAAUUCUCUUUUGCCCUUGUUGGGACCUGCGAACAAGAGAAGUCUGGAGUUUCUGCUGUGAAGGAAUUUGCAGUAAUCUAGUUGAUUUUAAGUAGCAUCUUUCUCCAAACAGCUGGACUCCAGAGCUGCCCAGUCAUUCCAUCCCAUCUGGUCUUGGGUUCUUCCUGUCCAGGCCUGAUCAGAUGCAAUGAGCACUCAGUCAUCAUCUUAAAUGACAAACAGCGCACAUCAGAUGUCGUUCUGAUAUAGACCACAGCCUCCUGAGAGAAUCUUUCCUGAGCCCUCUCGAAGUGGCUAAGGAUCAAUGGGGGAGCGCUGUAAUUUGUAGGGCUGGCAAACACCACUCUGCUGGUUUUUGGAGCGGGCACUGCUCAUUUAAUAACAGUGCAAGCAGUACCUUUCUGACGCAAUCGGUUAGCCGGUGCCUGGAAAUGACUUUCCUUUUUUGUGAAAAGGUAUAACAAGCUCUGAAACGUAGGUGAAGAAGGGAGCAGCCUCUGCUGAGUAAGCAAAAACUGGGAUUAAAGGUAAUUUCUCAGAAUGAGGGCUUUGGAGACUGCAAACGUCUUCUGUGAUUGAGCCGUCUGUUCUUAUUAGUGCUCAUCCAGUGGAUCUUGGGUUUUGGUGUUUAGGGACACAGGUUCCUUUUUGGGGCUGCUGCAGUUUUAUCCCUGCCUGCCCAUGCAAUGCAGCAGUGUGGAUUUCCAGAGGUGGCAGAACGAGCUGCGAAGGCGUCAUUUCUUUUUAUUGCUUUGCUUGCGAGAAGUCUGCCAAAAAAAACAAACCAGAGGACUAGGGCACAACUCCCUCCCGGGCAUGUUUUUCUAGAUUCCCCCUCGCAAAGAAUGAUUAACAUAGAUGAACUCAGGGGGAAAAAAAAUGUGACCCCUUCCUUGUAAAUUGAGGCCGUGUGAUCUGGCCUUCUGACUCUGCAUCCAGCCACUUUAUUGCUCCUGUAUUCUGUUUUUACGUGUAGCCCUGCUCUUCAUUCCUUUGCCGAAGCUUUGCCCGGUUACUGCCUCUCAGCAGCUCCUACCUGCCGUGCUGAAGCAGGAAGGAGCCAGCCAGGUUUUUGCUUUUCCUUCCUGUGGCACGGCAUUGGUCAGAGAGGCCUGGAGCAGUAGCUGGGGUUAGCGGUUACUUUGAGUCUGAACGGAAAGGGCUGCUUCAUCCCAAACGUUGUCACGGAUGGGAGGGAAAUGCCCUGCCCUCUAUGGAAGCAUUUCGGUUUGCUUGUUGUAAAUCGUUGGAAAGUUCCCUGUGGAGAGUUGGCAGGUUAAGUGCGUUCCCCUUGUCGUAGCUCAGCAUAGAUUUUUUUUUUUUUCCAAUUGUUGCUCGUUCCUUGCUAGUUCUUAAGCGGUCACCUUCAGUAGGCAGCUGAAAUUCUGGCCAUCCAAAUUCUCCUAGAGAGUUAACGGAAAAUAAUUAUUCUGGGCCAUAUGAAAGCCUUCCCCUAGAAUUGCUUUUGGUUCUGUUCGGAAUUUUAGGAGUGUGACUUGAAUACAAAUGCAGCAGCAGGCUUCUUUUACCAUUUUCCGAAAAUCCUCGCUCGUUUUGGUAUGAAUUGCAAAGAGACACUCUCCAGCCACGUAAGAACCAAGCACUGUGCAUCGCAGUGGUUUCCUUCGUUAUUUGUUAGCUGCUUUUUAGUAGAAUUGGGUGCUGCAACGCCAACGCCUGGUUCUCUGCCUUCAAAAGAAAAGCCAAAGUCCUGUUAUAGGCCAGAGAACAGCUGGUGUUCCAUCUUCACAGCAGAGCGUAUCCUUAGAGUGAACGCAGGUUUAGUCAAAGGAAAGACUAGAAGCUGCUGCUUACUUUGAUCAGUCACAGAGGUGCGAGAUUGUACAUCCAGGACGUUCAAAAGGAAAUCGAUUUCCUUUUGGAAAUAUUUUAUAUUGUGAUGCCUUUGUAAAUGGUUCUUGCUACAGGGUACAACGAUGCACUUCCGUUGGUUGGCACUGUGUUUUUCUUCCUACUAAGAAGUCACCGUGAUUGCAACUACGGAGGCGGUUGCCUUUUUAAAAUUCUGCAUUCCCCCAGCUGCCUCAGCACUGUAUAUUACCCAUAAUACUUAGAUCCAGCUUGCAGGGCAGCUGGAACUCAGCAACCAGGUAGUCAGACCUCCGGGGGACUGUCAGAGCCAAGGUGACAGCUGCAAGCACUUGCUAGAGAGCCUGUCUUCAGUCAUCGCAGGGCGGCUACCGCUCGCUGCCUCACUUGCUCUCUGUACAACUUAUCGGUUGCUUGUUACAGGGUGAGUGUCCUAUGACCACAACUGGAGAACUGGAAAGGGGAUUUCACGGAAAUCCCAUCAUUCCCCCAUGCACAACUUGUGGGCUUUAUUCGGCUUGGAAGAUCACAUGUACUGUGAGCUGUCAGGGGCUCGAAGCUCUCAGGUUUCUGUAGCCCCAAAUCAAGCAGCCAAAAGAAUUUGAUCGAGCCGCUGAUGGCCUGUAGUACAUGGCUGGUAUUCUGCGUUUGGCUUGCUGGGUCUCAAAGUUGCGCAAGCUGGUUCUCCCUAGCAGUUGGGAGUCACCCUGAGUUCUCUGGCCAUGUUGGUUCACAGGCUACUAUUUUGGUCUGGGGCUUUAAUUAUAUAUAUAUAAGAAAUCCACAAUGAAUGUACGUAACUUGCAUUUUGCAUGACUUUUCUUUCCCGGCUCAAAUGAUCUGUUCCAGCCGACUUCGGCUGGAUAUGCAUGCGUGUGCAUCCUGGUUCAUAGUUGGGGGCCAACCUGUGUUCAGACUUGCUCAUUUUGGUUGGGAAAGUUAUACAACCAAGUCACCACUUCAGUCAGUACUGUUAUAUUAGUUGUGUUGCCUUGAAAAGGAAAACAAACAAACAAACAAAUUUUAUUCUGUGUAAUUCUUUGCUUUAAAACAGCAUGUGAUUUUUUAAAAAGAAAAAAAAAACUUACAGUAGUGGUUCUGUUGAGUUUUCCCAUAUUGCAACCAGGAACUUCAUUGUAUAUAGUAAUUAAAAAAAAUAGGUGUCUGGAACACUAGAGGUUUUUUAAUUGAUUUUUUUCCAGUGUGCUCCCCCCCCCCGCCCCCCUUUGCAUGGAUGUUUCUUAAGAGGUCUCAUGCCUUCAGACCUUUUUGCUAAAUUUGUGAAAUAAAUUUGUGAAAUGGUUAACUGUACCCUGGUUUUAUCAAAUUUUUGAUGUCUGCGGCAUUUGGAAUUGUGGGCCGGCAGGGUUGGGGGGGAGGGAGAGCAGGGGAAAAGAACAAGGGGUUUUUCUGUGUUUUUGUACAAUGGUGGGGGAGCAGCUUUUGUGUUAUGCAAAUGAAAAUCUUGAUUAUACAAAA